GCGUGCCCUGCGCUUUCCCCGGGCUCUGCUUGGCCGCCCGCGCGCUCCGCGGGAGGAGCCGCCGGCGGCCGUGACGCGUCAGGGAGGAAACGUCGGCGCCGGGCGGCCCUGCCGGGAAGGAGGAAGCGCAAGUCCGCCUGGCUCCGCGCCCGCCGCGCAGGGACGCAGCCCCGCGGAGCCGGGUUUAUAAAGUUCUGGUUUCAGUUGGCAGGAGUGAGUGGUUCGUCUUCAGGAGAUAUGCAGAAUUUGAUAAGCUUUACAACACUUUAAAGAAACAGUUUCCUGCUAUGGCCCUUAAGAUUCCUGCCAAGAGAAUAUUUGGUGAUAAUUUUGAUCCAGGUAAGCAAUAACUUCAUAGACCAGCUAUUAACUGAUAGUUGAAGUUUGAAGGAGUAGUUGACAUAGUCAUUGUAUUGUAUAGUGGUUCAGGACUUGAAAAAGCUAAUUGAUCUCAUGCUGUAUGAAAAUUAUCUCACAGGAAGGCACUUACUGUGUACCAGGCAUUGUUUUAAGCACAUUAUAAGUUUUGUUUUAUUUGAUCCUCACAGCAGUCAUGUGAGGUGGAUAUUACUCUUACCACUAAUUUAUAGGUAAGGAAACUGAAGCAAUAAUUAGAUUAAUUAAUUUGCCCAGGAUCAAAUGCAAGUAGUCAGUGGCAGUUUUGGAAGUUAAAUUCAAGCAGUCUAGUUUUAAGUAACUUUUUUGAUCUUAAAGAUAAUUUGGGGGUACUGUUAUCAACUUUAAGUUAGUCACUUGAAGGACAUUCAUUCUUACAUAUAAGAAAAUUUCUUAAAUAUGUACUCUGUACGGAACACCCGGCAGAUCUCUGAAUGGGAUACCAAAAAAAUGCCCUGUUGUUCACUCUUGGGGAGUCUGUAAUAUCUAUUGACACAGAGGAUCUCGGGAAACGGGAGCUAAUAUGCCUGAAGUUUCAAGCCUGGAACUUUCCCCUGGAAUCUAAAAAAUAAAUUCAGGCCACAGAUGGCUACUUACAGACCAAAAAAACUCUCCUUAUCCACCAGAAAUUCCAUCAGAAGAGCCAUCUGUGUAAACCACAGAUGCGUGCUGACAAGCUGGAGUGCUCUCCCUUCCCACCGUCUUACCUCCUCGACUAAUUUCCUUGUACCUUGUAACCCAUUAAAUUACAUCUCUGCUAUUCUUAGCCACCACUCAAGAUAUAAACUCUCAAAUCUCUUUCUUGACUGUGCUUAAACUGAUCUAAACUUAAACCAUUCUUCUCCCUCUUAAACUUUUUCACUGUGCCCUCUGGAAUUCUGCCCACGAUUAACAAACUUCUCUUUAUCUUCCAUCUGUUCCAUAUUUCUUUAACAUUCUUUCUUUAAUUAAAUCAUGACUUUUCUCCUUAGGCUGUUGGAGAAAUUUACACUUUAUGAACCUCAGAAUUGGAAAAUGUUCUCACUUCUCAUUAUAUAUAGGAUUUUCUUCUGUUGGGAGAAUUUAGCACACAUCAUUGCAACUGCUAAUUUGACUUGUAGGAAGCUGUAGAUUUUAUGAAGGUGUGGGCUAUGUCUUCUUAAUUGAUUUAUAGGGUCUGGAAAAUACUAGGUUCUCAAUAAAUAUCACUGAAUCCAUUAAUAAAGAGAAGCAGAAGAUUGAAUUGACACAACGAAACCAGAUUUAUAGAUUCUCUAGGCCAAUGGCUUUUGCUUUUUAUUUUAUUUUAUUUUAUUUGAUCAAUGGCUUUUGUACUCUUGUUUCAUUUUUUAGCAGCAGAGUCCUUUUUUCUCCAGUGGAAUCUUACCCAGGACUGUAAUAUGUAGGACAAAUAAAAAUGGAGCUGCUUUGUUGGUGCAGCAGUGAAGUAUCUCUGUGGACCACAGGUUGAAAAAUAUCAUUGUAGGCAAUGAUCACAGGCAGUGUGUGGGCCUUGGAGAUACUCGAGCUAGGCAGUGAUGUGACAUGGAACCAACAGUGGAUAGUUUACAGUAGACACAGCAGAGAGAGGAGCCUGGAGGGACUGGAAGGAUGGCUGAGGGAAUCUUCCAGGAGUCUUGGAAUUAGGUCACAACAGCCUGGGCUAGGGUGAAAUGGGGCUAAAAGAAAAUUAGCCACACACAAAAACUUUUAAUAGAAAAUCUCUAAGAAAUCUUGGCAAUUCCUUAGGUAAAGGAGAUUCAUAGAGAAAAGAAUCAGAGAUGACAGAAGUGUCAAGCCUAGGAGACUGAGAGGAUUGUUAAUUUGAAGCGGCAGAAAGACCUCUAAGAGGAACCACACUACAUCGUAGUGAUAAUAUGAACCUGUAACCAAAUUGGAGGGCUGUAGAUUAAACCCCUGAGACAGCCAUUUCAUCAAGGGUAGGAGGCAAAGAGGUGAAAGACAUGCGACAUUGCUUCUUCACUGUUAAAGGAAAAAAAAUCCCAGACUAGAUACCCUGUGGUACUUUUUAUGUUUUAUGGAUUAUUUGACACUAAAAUUAGAUUUUUAUUGAAGAACAGUUUGAAUAUCUAUCCUGAGCAUAUUGUAUAUGACUUGGCAAUGAUGAAAUAGAUUCUGUGUCACAGAGGUCUUAUAAAGCCCUGCAUUUAGGUCAAACUUAAGUCAUACUCAAAAACCCAAAGAUUGAUAAUGUGCUUGUUUGGUGAGGCUUUGGGAAAGAGACAUUCUACUUUGGUGGUGGGAAGGCAAAGUGGUACAAUCCAUACAGAGGGAAAUUCGGUAAAAUUAAGCAGGCCUAUGUAUUCAUUUUCACUUUGACGAAGCAAUCACACUUCUAGGAAUUUAUCCCAAAGAUAUACUUCAUGAGAGAUGAUGUACAUAUGAGGCUAUUUAUUGUGGCACUUUUUAAUAGCAAAAACUGGAGACAAAUAUCUUCCCUCACUGGAAUACAGUACAACUAUAAAAAGGAAUGAGAAAGCUCUUUUUGUAUUGCUAUGGAGUGAUCUCCAGAAGAUACUGUGAAGGGGAUAAAAACAAGGGCCCAAUGAGUGUGUAUUUUGUGUAGGAAAGGGUGUUGGGAUUCAAAAGGAAAUAAUGGAAGGAUAAAGAAAAAACUAUUAAAGUUGUCAACUUUAAGGAGGAGGGAAUGGGGAUGGAUGCCAGGUGUCCCUGAAUGAAUCUCAUUUACGUCUUUGACUUUGUAACCAGGUUCUUUCACUGCAGCAGACUGUUUUUCUACUCCUGUCACUACUUAACAAUAGUAUCAAUAGUGAUGGUGAUAACUGCUAGUAUUUGAGUUAAUAACUGAAAAGUACUGUCAUUUACCCCUAUUUUCAGAGAUGAGGAAAGCCAAGGCUCAGCAAUGUUAGGCCACUCUCCCAAGCAACAGCUAAUAUGUGGCAGAAUUAGACUCACCCAGGUUUGUUUGUCUCUGAAGCUCAUUGUCCUAUCCCUGUACUCCAUUGACUGCUUUAUGCAUGGUGCCUUUAAAAACAAAAUUCACAGUCUUUUGCCUGCAGUUUACUUUUAAAUUACUUCUUUUGAACACAUUACAAAAAUCUUAUCUUUUUUCCUUAUCUAAAAAGCAUGGGCUCAAACUAAAUGAUUUCUGUGUUCCCUGCAGGUUCGGAAUAUCUUUUGAUUAUGAAUAUAACCAGGUUGUUCUGGUCAUCAGUAGCAGCACCAGGACUAAAACCCAACACCUCUGCAAGUCAGAUUUCAAUGAUUUUUUUUCCCUGCCCCUUGUUCUUGAAAUGACAGGAAAUCUGCAUAGUUCGCUUUGAUACUUAUUCUGGAGACUAAAACUUUCAUUUUGUUUUCUAAGCAUUAAGUUCUCUGAAUUUUCUAUUUGAAAUUUCUUUUUAAUUACAACAGAUGGAUUCACGUAAGUUUUUGGAGAAAAUUAAAAAAUGUCUAUCUUCAGUUAUAAUUCUCAAAGACAGUAUAUCAGCCUUACAAAAAUUUUUGGAAGAAGUUCAGUACUGAAACAAGGAGCCCAGUAGUAGUCAGAAUUUAGGGCCAAUUUUCUAAUGGGCAAGUACACAUUUCAGUCUUACCUGGAAUUUUUUCAGAUAUUUGCUUGCUUCAUGUUUCUCUAAAACUUAAGCUCAAAAUUGGCGGUAAAUUCUGACUACUACUGGGCUCCUCGUUCCAGUGCUGAACUUUUUCCUUCUCUUUUUAUAUAGGGCUUUACAUAGGGCUUUCAAAAUUGUUUAAAAUAAAGUCAAAAAUAAAUGGGAAGUCUAGUAGCACUUAGUACAGCAUGGGCUAUAGCUCAUUAAAGAAAGGAAAUUCCUCUCUUUUCACAGCUGGUCUCCCAAAAGCAAAAUGUCCCUUCAGGAAAUAUCCACAAGACAGUUUAAAGUUGUUUCCAUAUAAUCAUUGCAUUUUCUUUAACUACUCCAAAUGUAUUCAGUCAUCUUUGUCCUUCCUUGUAUCUGUGUCACCGCAGAUGUAUAGAUUUUAUUAAACAAAGAAGAGCAGGACUGAAUGAAUUCAUUCAGAACUUAGUUAGAUAUCCAGAGCUUUAUAACCAUCCAGAUGUCAGAGCUUUCCUUCAAAUGGACAGUCCAAAACAUCAGUCAGAUCCAUCUGAAGAUGAGGAUGAAAGAAGUACUCAGAAGCUACACUCUACCUCACAGAACAUCAACCUGGGACCAUCUGGAAAUCCUCAUGCCAAACCAACAGAUUUUGAUUUCUUAAAAGUUAUUGGAAAAGGAAGCUUUGGCAAGGUUCUUCUUGCAAAACGGAAACUGGAUGGAAAAUUUUAUGCUGUUAAAGUGUUACAGAAAAAAAUAGUACUCAACAGAAAAGAGCAAAAACAUAUUAUGGCUGAACGUAAUGUACUCUUGAAAAAUGUGAAGCAUCCAUUUUUGGUUGGAUUACACUAUUCUUUCCAAACAACUGAAAAGCUUUAUUUUGUUCUGGAUUUUGUUAAUGGAGGGGAGCUCUUCUUUCAUUUACAAAGAGAAAGGUCCUUUCCUGAGCACAGAGCUAGGUUUUAUGCUGCUGAAAUUGCUAGUGCAUUGGGUUACUUGCACUCCAUCAAAAUAGUGUACAGAGACUUAAAACCAGAAAAUAUUCUUUUGGAUUCAGUAGGACAUGUUGUCUUAACAGAUUUUGGGCUUUGUAAAGAAGGAAUUGCUAUUUCUGACACCACAACAACAUUUUGUGGGACACCAGAGUACCUUGCUCCUGAAGUCAUCAGGAAACAGCCCUACGACAACACAGUAGACUGGUGGUGCCUUGGUGCUGUUCUGUAUGAAAUGCUCUAUGGGUUGCCUCCUUUUUAUUGUCGAGAUGUUGCUGAAAUGUAUGACAAUAUUCUUCACAAGCCUCUGAGUUUGAGGCCAGGAGUGAGCCUCACAGCCUGGUCCAUUCUGGAAGAACUCCUAGAUAAAGACAGGCAAAAUCGGCUCGGUGCCAAAGAAGACUUUCUUGAAAUUCAGAAUCAUCCUUUUUUUGAAUCUCUAAGCUGGAUUGACCUUGUGCAAAAGAAGAUUCCACCACCAUUUAAUCCUAAUGUGGCUGGACCAGAUGAUAUCAAGAACUUUGAUGCAGCAUUUACAGAAGAAACCGUUCCAUACUCUGUGUGUGUGUCUUCUGACUACUCGAUAGUGAACGCCAGCGUAAUGGAAGCGGACGACGCAUUCCUUGGUUUCUCUUAUGCACCUCCUUCAGAAGACUUAUUUUUGUGAAGAGUUUACCAUUCAGAAAACAUUAAAUACACAUAAACCUAGGGAUGGGACUGAUAAUACUAUUUUUGUGAAUACAUUAAAAGUACAUCUAACUAGUGCCUCAUUUUUACAUGUCAUGUUGAAAACUAUGAAAAAUGUAUUUUCUGCUGUAUGCAAGAAAAUAGGGCAUUUCAAAGAGCUAAGUUUUUGAAUUAAAAUUUGUAUACUUGUUUAUUAAGCUUAUUUUUAAACAGAAACUUUAAAAGCUAUUGUUCUUAGCAUUAACCUAUUUUAAAGAAAACAUUUUUGCUAUUGACUGUUUUUUUCCCUCUAAGUUUACACUAACAUCUACCCAAAAUAGACUGUUGUUCAACAUUCUAUUUCAGUUCACUUAACAUAUUCUAAUGCCUUUGUAGCUAUCCACUAUGACUUGUUUUCAGAUCAAAACUAUGCAAUUGGUACAAUGGUUGUUAAAGAAGAAACCAUAUCUUUCCGGAUUAAAUCACUGUUUGAAAUAAUCAGUUCUUGCAUUUUCAUCAGGAUUAAAAUAUAAAGGCAUAGUUAACACAUUGGCUGCUAGCUAAAACUUUGAAUAACCAUUUAUUCUGCAGAUCAUUUAAGAUUUAACAAAAGGAAAUCCUCUACUUUUGAAAAGCCA
Messenger RNA from Choloepus didactylus (southern two-toed sloth), 6231 nucleotides. It is a transcript of the gene SGK3, whose product is annotated as serum/glucocorticoid regulated kinase family member 3. NCBI's taxonomy places the organism in Eukaryota, Metazoa, Chordata, Mammalia, Pilosa, Megalonychidae. The record is from RefSeq and is a predicted model, not a curated record. The coding region runs from base 4458 to 5594 and encodes 378 amino acids. The transcript is spliced from 16 exons. Gene Ontology annotation, biological process: protein phosphorylation. Gene Ontology annotation, molecular function: phosphatidylinositol binding; ATP binding; protein serine/threonine kinase activity.